This is a messenger RNA of Exaiptasia diaphana, 3015 nucleotides long. RefSeq names its product tolloid-like protein 1. The record is from RefSeq and is a predicted model, not a curated record. The transcript is spliced from 10 exons. Lineage: Eukaryota; Metazoa; Cnidaria; Anthozoa; Actiniaria; Aiptasiidae. The coding region runs from base 186 to 2030 and encodes 614 amino acids.
GGUAGUUUCGGUGAAGACACGUUACGUAUACACUUGACAUAUGCUGAACUAAAUCGUAGGAUUCCUUUCUCCCAAAUUGCUGGAUCCCUGGUUGCUUUUAUGAUACCUCUCAAUUAGGUGUAAUUUUAGUAAAUUGAGCAAUUGAAAGGCUGCUUAUUCGAUCGAAUACGUUCGCUUACUCGUUCAUGGAAUUGUGGAAGGCGAGACUAGUCACAUCAUUCUAUGUGUUACUAUUACUCAUGAUUAUUGGAGGUUCCUCGGCAUCCCAGCAGGUCAAUGUUACACAUUAUUCAUCAGCAGCUGAAUGCUAUAAAGUCAUAAAUAGCUCAUUGGAAUAUUUAUACUCUCCUGACUAUCCAAAUGCUGCGCCAUUCAGCAGUAAAUGCACUUGGGAACUGCAUGCAACUCCUGGAAAAUAUGUUGCAAUUCAGACUAUCGAUAUGAACGUUGGUGGUACAGAUUGGGACUGUACAUUGGGAUAUCUAGAGAUAUUUGAUGGCUGUGGAGACAACAAAUUCUUGGUUGACAAGAUUUGUUUUUCGCGAUAUCAAAAUGGUCAGCGUUACCUGUGGGUGUCAACUGGAACUUGUGUAACAGUACAGUUUAAUUCUGCUGCUGGAAAAAAGAAUAAGUUCAACCUUGUCGCAAGGCACACUUCAUCAUCUUGUAAUGCUGUCUUCCAUGGGAGUCCAAAUGGUACUUUUUCCAGAUCAGUCUCCUUGCCGUCAGAGAAGAAAGAGUGCACUUGGGUAGUAGCAGUUCCCAGAAAUAAAGUGGAACUCAAAUUUCCAAAAGAUUUUCACAUCACAGGAAAUAGCCUUGCUUGUAAAGAUAAUCUUUUAACUGUUCAAGAUGGGAAAUUUAGCUCAUCCAAGGUAAUUGGUACAUUUUGCGGCCAUACUCGUCCGUAUCCUGUUUACUCAACACUGAAUAGUAUGAGAAUAACAUUUAAGAGUAACGGUAACCUUGGUGAUGCCAAUACCUUUACUGCUCAAUAUACAAUGAUCCAGAAGGAACCAGCAAUCAGAACAAAUUACUGUAAUUCAGAGAUUAUGAUGAGUGAUCAUCACGGGAAAUUUUUUAGUCCGUUAUAUCCAUUCCAAUACCCUGCAUUUCUCAAAUGUGUAUGGCUUAUACAAGUUAAACAAGACCUCAAGAUUUUAUUGAGAUUCAAGGAUUUUGACGUUGAAGGUGAUACUGAAAAGUGUCAAGACUAUGUAGAGAUAUAUGAUGGUUUGGCUAGCUGGUCACCAAUCAAAGGUCGAUACUGUGGAGGCCACAUACCACCUGUGUUCAAGUCGGAAACCAACAAACUUCGUGUUAUAUUUACCACCGAUUCUAGAAAGUAUGCCGGCAGAGGAUUCGAAGCUGUGUAUUCUGAGUACAACCAACAAAAAGAUCAGCCUUCAAGUAGCCGUAGUCAUUUUACUGGAAUUAUGAUUGGUACAACAUGCGGGAUAAUCUUCAUUGUACUGAGCGUUCUGGCUGUGUUCCAUGCGCGAAAACGAAGACUGCGUCGAGCACUAGAACAGCAAGUUGUGAUGGGAAGUACCAUCUCAUUUGACGUCAACCUCGACCCACCUCCAACUUAUGUAGCAGUCAUGAACUCCCCCAAUUUGUUCCCGCAAACUAAAGUCGAGCAUAACCGAGCGAGUACCUGCGAAAGUCUUCCGAAAGUGAACGACGAAGAGCUCGGUCUGCUCGAGUCGAACCAAGACUCCGAUGAAGACGGACCUCCACCCCCUUAUGAACAAGUGCGAUUUGUUCAUGGAUAUCGGCCAAUACAUGGUCAGUUUACAGUUGAAUACCACAGGAACACAGCACCGGGUGACCAAGCUGGAAGCAGUUCUCCUACGGAAAAAUCCGAAAGUGAAAGGAGGGCUGGACGAGUAUGGCAGCGGAUGAGAGAUCUGGACCAAUCACAUAGCAGUAUAAGCAGAUCGGAACCAUCAGGGCUACCAAAGGAUGAAGCGUCGAGACCCAUGCUGGAACGGCAAGAUACAUGCAGUAGUUUUGUGACAGAUGUUUGAAUUUACUUUGGGAUGCACUAAAUGAUCCGUGCUUCUAGUCUUCUCCGAACCGUUCAUUUUAGCGUGCGAUUCACUAAAUCAUCCCGCAUUGCUCGAACGUUUGCUGGGAAAUAAUACUGAUAUUUUGAAUAAAUAAGAAAUACAAAAGGUUAGAUAUGUGGACCUUUUGGCCGCCAUGUCGGAUAGUAGAAACACUGGAACAUUUCCUUAUGUGAAAGAUAGAAUUCYUCUGUUUUUAUAAUUCAACAUGGCCGCYUUAGUGUAAUGUUUCAGGUGCAUCACGGGAUACGAUGCAAAUAGUCCCUUGGUCCACCCUCAUACAACGUGUAGAUUUUUAUACUGAUUUUUUUCAGGAUUCAAAKUUUUAUGUAUAUUUAGGGAUAUGAAUUGUAUAGUAAGUAGUAAUAUUGUACAUAGUCUGUAUACUAUUGUUGUAUAAACUCACUAGACAUGGCUUUUAAGUCGAUUAUUGGAAUUCAAAKGACUUGGCCCUAUCAAGAAUUAUCGAUUUUUUUAUAUAUUGGAGAUAUUUUUUGAUAUCAAGCUGAAAAAGCUUAAGUAAUUAAUGCAAAUGUUUCGAUAUGUCUUACUUUGUGUAGGGCGUAGAUAUUAUGAAAAUUUCAAUAUGAUGUAAUUUAUAUAUUGUGGAAAAGAUAACGUCUGCAUUCCAGUGAGCUCUCGUAUUGCGGACGCCCAAAUAUUCCAAAUACCCAUUUAUUAUUACGGACACUAACCUUGCCAAGGAAAGCUUAGAAUAACUCCCUUUAAAGCGGACGUUCUUAAUUGUUCGUUUUAACGAGAGUUGACUGCAUUAGAAUAAAUUAUGGCUAAAUUAUGACUGUUAGUGAAUAUAUUAAUAAUGCGAGAAGGUGCCUCUUUUAAUAAGAACAUUUAUUGAACUCAGCUUUAAAUUUGAAUUUAAAAAUGCAUAAAAUUUUAAUUUGAAAUGGUGACCAUUCAAAAUAAACUACAUAUUAUAAGGUUC